Messenger RNA from Sinocyclocheilus grahami, 1669 nucleotides. RefSeq names its product transcription factor ETV6-like. The record is from RefSeq and is a predicted model, not a curated record. Bases 197 to 1342 code for a protein of 381 amino acids. The transcript has 9 exons. Gene Ontology annotation, molecular function: DNA-binding transcription factor activity, RNA polymerase II-specific; sequence-specific DNA binding. NCBI's taxonomy places the organism in Eukaryota, Metazoa, Chordata, Actinopteri, Cypriniformes, Cyprinidae. Gene Ontology annotation, biological process: cell differentiation; regulation of transcription by RNA polymerase II. Gene Ontology annotation, cellular component: nucleus.
UUUCAUUUCCCGGAAGGAUUCUUAAUAUUGCAGCGAUUCGCAUAAGAAAGCAAACUCUGCUGUGCGAGACUGCGACUUUACGCGACACCACAUGCUGUGUGUGGUGUAUAAUAUCGAUCAGCUAUUGACACAGUAAUUGGGUAUUAUUAUUGUAGCGAAUAUUUAUGAGAUUGUGAAGUCUUGAAGGUUACAGAACAUGAGUGACGCCUCCUCAUCGCCACCUUUGAUAAAGCUUCAGCAGAGUUGUAAUGGGAACGAACCCCCAGUUUGCUCUCCGGUUCUGCACGACCCUCAAAAUGAACCUCCCUCCUGGUACAAGACGGUGCCUGAUGAACUGUGCAAGCUACCUGGAAGACUACGGAUCAAUCCAUCUUUGUGGAAUAAGGAGGACGUGAAUCUCUGGCUACGCUGGGCUCAGAGGGAAUAUUCUCUGCGACGUGCGGACCACCAAAAAUUUGAGAUGAACGGAAAGGCGCUUUGUCUUCUAACCAAAGAGGACUUCCGUCUUCGCUGUCCCAGCUCUGGUGAUAUUCUGUAUGAACUCCUUCAACAUGUGAAGCAGCAGAGGAGAUGUGCGAUCUUCAGUCCGCUGUCCAGCUCCAACACACCGUCACAACAGACACCCGACUCGCACGGGACGACAGUAAAUACAAACUCCUGGGUGUUAACAGCUGGAUGUAGCACAGAUCAGAGCCAGGAGAAGAAACCUCUGUCUGCUGACCCUGAGCAUUCACAUGGCAUGCACAGAGAGAUUUCACAUAAUUCUCCCAAGGAAAAAAAUCAGCAGACAUCUCCAGACAAAACCAGACAACCAGUAAAUGUUUACUGUACAGAUGAACCUCUCAACCUGUCCAAUAAACCCACAAGACCUGCAAACACCACACAAACCUCUGAGGCCAAUGGAAAGAUUGCAGACUGCAGACUCUUAUGGGACUAUGUGUACCAGCUGCUCUCAGACAGCAGGUAUGAGGCCUUCAUACGCUGGGAGGAUCAGGACGCCAUGAUCUUCAGAGUGGUGGAUCCCAACGGACUGGCACGACUCUGGGGCAACCACAAAAAUAGGGCCAAUAUGACCUAUGAGAAAAUGUCCAGAGCAUUACGUCAUUACUACAAGCUCAACAUUAUCAAGAAAGAGACAGGCCAGAGGCUGCUCUUCCGGUUUCUGAAGACCCCUGAGGAAAUCAUCCAAGGCAGGUCAGACCGCACAGAACCGUCAGAGUCUCCUAACAGUCCUGCAUCUCCUGAAUACAGAGAAGACGCUCUGGAAGUAUCUCCUGUAUCUACUCCUACUACACUGAGCCCCAGCUUUGAUCACAACUUCAGCAUAUCACCAAUCCCAUAACAUUCACUCCCUCAUUCUGAUCCAGGAUCAGCCUUAGUUAUUAAUUAUCCUGACUUUUUAGAAUGGGAAACCCCGAGCUGAUCUUCUGUCAGAGAGAACAUCCAAUACAGCUCCAGAGAUGGCUGAUAUCCCAUAGAGGUUCCACAGGACUCAGUAAUAUUUUAGGAGAUGCUCGGACCACAUGGUUUUGACUCAGGGUAGUAUGCCGUUGUUUGCUGUUAGUGUGUGUUAAAAGCUAAGCGACACUAAUUUCUCAACACAACAAUUCUGAUUGAUUCUCAUAGUUGAUUAUUAGAGUUGAUAUGAAAUUUUCUCUCAGGUUGUAAA